AUGUCCCCCUCCCGGCCCCCUGCUUCUCUCGACUCCAGCAUCGAGAAAGAGGCUGUCGACGUGAGCUCGGCCCAGAACGUCCUUAGUGCGGACGAGGCUGCGUUGCGGCAGCUAGGCUACAAGCAAGAGUUGCGUCGGACAUUCACGCCUCUUGAGCUCUUCGGCGUCGGUUUCAGCAUCGUUGGCCUGUUCCCUUCCGUCGCGUCUGUACUUGUGUAUGCCAUACCCAAUGGAGGACCCUCUGCCAUGAUUUGGGGCUGGGCCGUAUGCACAUUCGGACUUGUGGCGAUCUCCGCUGCAGUCGCGGAACUCGGUUCGGCUAUGCCAACCUCCGGCGGCUUAUACUACUGGACUUACUCAUUCUCAUCUCCGCGGUACAAGACGAUACUGUCAUGGAUGGUUGGAUACUCGAAUACAAUCGGCAAUCUAGCUAGUGUGGCGUCCGUGGACUGGGGGUUCUCCUUGCAGCUGAUGGCGGCAAUUACCAUUGGCACGAACGGCGCCUUCGUGCCGACGACUGCGCAGACCUAUGGCGUCUACGUCGCAACACUACUCGUGCAUGGACUAAUUUCGGGCGUGGCGGUCAAAUACAUCGCCCGACUGCAGCCACUCAUCGUAUCGCUCAAUAUACUACUCGCGCUUGCUAUCAUCAUCGCUCUCCCGGCUGCGACACCGAAGGAGUUCAAGAACACGGCAGGCUACGCAUUCGGCAACUUCGAUAACUUAUCGGGCUGGCCGAAUGGCUUCGCGUUCUUCCUCAGCUUCCUUGCGCCACUAUGGGCCGUUGGGGCGUUCGACUCUUCCACUCAUCUCAGUGAAGAGGCCAAGAACGCCAAUGUCGCAGUGCCAUGGGCUCUGAUGUGCUCGACCAGCAUCGCGAGCGUUCUGGGAUGGGGCAUUAUCAUCUCGAUCGUGUUCAACAUGGGAACAGAUCUUGAAGCCAUCCUCGCGAGUGACAUUGGACAACCAAUGGCUGUUAUUCUGUUCAAUAGCUUCGGACGUGGCGGCACCCUCGCCGUGUGGAUUGUAGUGGUCAUCGUACAGUUCACUAUGGGUGUGGAUAUAACUGUUGUCUGCUCUCGACAGCUGUACGCCUUCUCCCGUGACGGAGCGCUCCCAUUCUCCAGCAUCCUCCGCCGAGUGAACGAUAAGACGCGCACGCCAAUUUACGCCGUUUGGUUCGCGAUCUUCAUCAGCGCUCUGCUCGGGCUUCUCGCCUUCGCCGGUGCCAACGCCAUUGGUGCCAUCUUCUCGUUGGUCAUCGCCGGCCAAUACACUGCGUACUCGAUCCCCAUCUGCGCGCGGUUCCUUGGACAGAACUCGUUCAAGCCUGGUCCAUUCACCCUUGGACGUGCGGGCGCUCCCGUGGCCGCCAGCGCUGUCAUCUUCAUGGCAUUUAUGCUUAUCGUCUUCCUCUUCCCCGCCAGCCCCAACCCUACGCCCGCCACUAUGAACUACACUGUUGUAGUUUGGGGAGGAACCCUCGCGCUCGCUGCAGCGUACUUCUACCUUCCGAAGUACGGCGGCCGUCACUGGUUCACGGGCCCAGUUUCUACCGUUACGGAGAUCGAGAGGGGUACCAGCAGCAUUGAAAAAGAUAGGACGGAAAAGGUCAGCGACUCAUGA
This is a messenger RNA of Peniophora sp. CBMAI 1063, 1626 nucleotides long. The record is from the annotation of a GenBank genome assembly. Lineage: Eukaryota; Fungi; Basidiomycota; Agaricomycetes; Russulales; Peniophoraceae.